Molecule: messenger RNA, 671 nt
Organism: Monoraphidium neglectum
Lineage: Eukaryota; Viridiplantae; Chlorophyta; Chlorophyceae; Sphaeropleales; Selenastraceae
Exons: 3
Cellular component (GO): membrane
Source: RefSeq, a predicted model, not a curated record
AUGUCGGCCAGCGUGAAGCGUCCCGAUGCCUAUCCCGCGUACCACCCCGUCGGCCAGGAUGUCGAGCAGGGCGGGUCAGUCGAUUACAAGGGCGCAUCACAAGCCCACGAGUUUAUGCGCAAGGGGUUUGUCAACAAAGUAUUCGGCAUCCUUGCUGCGCAGCUGAUCCUGACCGCGCUCGUCGCGGCGCCCAUCGUGCUGGCUGCGCCCGUCAAGGGCUUUGUGGCGGCCAACUCGUGGGUCGUCGCCCUGGCGUCCCUCGGCAGCCUCGUCCUCAUCCUGGUGCUCAGCUUCAGCGAAAGCGCCCGCCACACCCACCCAACAAACCUGCUGCUGCUUGCCGCGUUCACCGCGCUUGAGGGUAUUGCCGUCGGCGCCAUUUCCGCGUCCUACGACCUCCACACCGUCGGCCUCGCCGUGGUCAUCACCGGCGGCAUCACCGCCGCGCUCGCCGCCUACGCGGCCCGCACCAAGACCGACUACACCGCGCGCGGCGGCAUGCUGUUCACGGCGCUCGUCGCGCUGAUCUUGACCGGCCUGAUCGGCGCGUUCACGCGCAGCUCGGCGUUUGACCUGGUGGUUGCGGGCGGCGGGGCGCUGCUGUUUGGCUGCUACAUCGUGUAUGACGUGCAGAUGCUCAUCGGCGGCGAGCACACAAAGUUCCAGCUGAG